Molecule: messenger RNA, 826 nt
Organism: Caenorhabditis angaria
Lineage: Eukaryota; Metazoa; Nematoda; Chromadorea; Rhabditida; Rhabditidae
Source: the annotation of a GenBank genome assembly
AUGGUUGCUGUUGAAACGGUCUCUGAAGGUCUCAGAAAAUUAGAUGUGAACGGCAAACCUAUCAGAAAAGUUGCUGGAAAUGCGAGAGUUGUUUUGGGAGACAUUACACCCCAUAAUAUAUUGGUGAGUCAGAUUAAUUUUUUUUCGAUUUUGUUGCUAAAAUUUAAUUUUUUCAGCAACUUAAAGCAUUGCACAAUGCGAUUUUCCCGUUCAACUACAACGACAAAUUCUACACCGAGGUUGGUUAAAAUACUUUUAUUGAUAACAAAAAAUAUCGAUUUCGAAAUAGAAAUUGAAAACGAUUAUUUCUAGGUUAGAGGAUCUGGAGAGCUCACAAGACUAGCAUAUUUCAAUGAUGUUGUUGUUGGUGCUGUUACUUGUAGAAUUAACAAUUCAACCGACAAAAAGUCGUUGUAUAUUAUGACUUUCGGUGUUCUGCCAGUUUACAGACAGUGAGUUGAAUAAUCUUAUUCCUAUUCAUACCCAAGAUCAUUUUCAGGUUUGGAAUUGGCACCGAAUUGAUCAAUUACACUCUUCAAUUGGCUGAAAAAGACGAGUCGAUCAAAACUAUCAGUCUUCACGUUCAUGUAUGUUUUCUUUCUUUUCAGUUUUUGUUUGUUAUUAAAAAUUUUUCCAAAUCACAAAAAGACAAUACUAUCUAGAUAUGAAGCAAACUCCUUUUCAGAUAGACAAUCAACUCGCAUUGAAUUUCUACAAAAAGCAUGGUUUUGAGCAACAAGAAUUAGUCGAAAACUAUUAUGAAUUGCUUCCAUCAAUCGACAUGAAACACGAGGCGUAUUCACUUGUCAAAAAAAUUCGAGAUUAG